AUGAAACCACAUCGCUUUGAUUUCUUACUCAUGGUUCUUCCCUAUGCUCCUCAGCUGGUGGAGUUGAAGAAUGGAGAGACGUAUAAUGGACACUUGAGGAUCCCAGAGUGUUACAUAUGAGGAAGCACCAUAAAGUACCUGCGUAUCCCUGAUGAAAUCAUCGACAUGGUGAAGGAGGAGGUGGUGUCCAAGGGCCGCGGGCGAGGGGGCAUGCAGCAAAACAAACAGCAGGGCAAGGGCCGAGGGGGAGGAGCAGGAGCAGGCAGAGGUGUGUUCGGUGGCCGUGGCCGGGAUAUGCCAGGUUUGGGCAGAGGCCAGCAGCAGCAGGAGAAGAAGCCUGGUGGUGAACCUCAGGGAGUCAAGAACCAGCACUGAGGAGAGGGACAGACAGGUUAGACGUAAGAGAUAAGUGUAGUUUUCACAGCAUAACAACACUGUCAGUCAGUGGAGGUCGUCUCACACAAUGGCUGGUAUAAUGGCCAUUACCGCUCCCUCUGUGCUAUGUUUCUAGCUAUGUGUGUUGUGUGAGUUUGACCUCCACUGUGAGAACUAUGAAUAGUCCGUUCAGGUCAGAAAAUGCAGGAUUUUGUUUUAUCUACAGAUUUGUUUCCCCUUCUUAAAGUUUUUGUUUAGUUAUCAAUUUGGGCCACCGUCAGAAACGUAUAAAUAUCGUCCAGAAGUAACUCAACAGUGACCCAAUUUGAGAAGUACCUUUUUUAAUUCAUAUUUUGUCAACGGUUUGUUUUAGUUUUAUUGUGCUUAGAGACAUUUACAUACAACUGAUUGUACCCAAUUGUUGCGUGACGAUUUAAACAUACUUCAGCCUGAGACUUCCAUCGUUGAAGUCGUUUGUGGUGACGUCAAAAUGAGGGGUGUUGUACAAAACAAAGUCCUUUUGGAUCAUCUCUAACCAAUCAGAGUAUCAAAGCCAAUGACUGAUUUUCAAAACGCUGCUUUACCCACAUGUGUUCUGGCUCUGGCCCAACCGGUUUCUGGUACCAAUCAGAACGGUUAGAAUGUGUUUGCGUUCUAGAAAUCGUCUGCGAGGUACUUAGAUCCAGAUUUGUAGAGUACCACAGUAUGAGUCAUAAUACCCAUAAAAUCUAGCAGUCA
Molecule: messenger RNA, 1113 nt
Organism: Coregonus clupeaformis (lake whitefish)
Lineage: Eukaryota; Metazoa; Chordata; Actinopteri; Salmoniformes; Salmonidae
Product: U6 snRNA-associated Sm-like protein LSm4
Biological process (GO): spliceosomal snRNP assembly; RNA processing; P-body assembly
Cellular component (GO): spliceosomal tri-snRNP complex; U6 snRNP; P-body
Molecular function (GO): U6 snRNA binding
Source: RefSeq, a predicted model, not a curated record